UCGGCCGCUGACUCCCCUCGCGGUUUUGGUGUUGUGUAUGGCGAACAUGACAACACACACCAACACCCAUCACAUACGCAUACACCCAUUAGGCGCGUACGCACACAACAGACGGUGACCCUUACCCCCGGUACUCACGCACACACGCACAGUCCGGCGAAACAGUCUGGCACAGUCAUGCUGUCUUUGAGUGUAUAGCGAAUAUGACAACAGACACACUCACACACAGGCACAGGUGCAGUUCAUGGUUGAGCACUGAAUUGUGAAGGCUGGACGGCUUGGGCUGUGCAUUACGUGGGGGCUGAGCAAGGACUUGCGGCGGCUGGAGUAAGCACACGCAGCUCUAAGUUCUGAGUCCAAUCCAGGCAACACGAAGAUUGGCGACUCAGGGCCGCUUAUAAAGAAGAGCACCCGUGGUUCAUCAAAAUGCGGAUCGAAGAAGUCCAGUCGACGACAAAGACUCAGCGAGUGGCCACACACACUCAUAUCAAAGGACUUGGCCUCAAGGGCCGCUUAUAAAGAAGAGCACCCGUGGUUCAUCAAAAUGCGGAUCGAAGAAGUCCAGUCGACGACAAAGACUCAGCGAGUGGCCACACACACUCAUAUCAAAGGACUUGGCCUCAAGGAAGAUGGCACUGCCUUGCCAAUUGCUGCCGGCUUUGUCGGGCAGGAUCAGGCUCGUGAAGCAGCAGGGCUUGUGGUGGACAUGAUCCGUCAGAAGAAGAUGGCGGGAAGAGCGUUGCUCCUUGCAGGUGGGCCUGGAACAGGGAAAACUGCUCUUGCUCUGGGGAUUGCUCAAGAGCUAGGAAGUAAGGUUCCCUUUUGCCCAAUGGUUGGCUCGGAAGUGUAUUCUUCUGAAGUGAAGAAAACGGAAGUUUUGAUGGAGAAUUUCCGCCGAGCAAUUGGCCUCAGAAUCAAGGAAAACAAAGAGGUUUACGAAGGGGAGGUAACAGAGUUGACUCCGGAGGAGACGGAGAGCACAACUGGUGGAUAUGGCAAGAGUAUCAGCCAUGUCAUUAUUGGACUGAAGACAGUGAAGGGCACGAAGCAGCUCAAGCUGGACCCAACCAUCUAUGACAGUCUAGUCAAAGAAAAGGUUGCUGUUGGAGAUGUAAUAUACAUUGAAGCAAAUAGUGGCGCUGUAAAGAGAGUUGGGAGAUGUGAUGCCUUUGCAACGGAAUUUGACUUGGAGGCUGAGGAAUAUGUGCCACUUCCUAAGGGAGAAGUACAUAAGAAGAAGGAGAUUGUACAGGAUGUGACGCUCCACGACCUAGAUUCCGCAAAUGCAAAACCACAAGGAGGUCAGGAUAUUCUUUCCAUGAUGGGGCAGCUUAUGAAACCAAAGAAAACAGAGAUUACUGAAAAACUUCGUCAGGAAGUGAACAAGGUUGUAAACAGGUACAUUGACACGGGUGUGGCUGAGCUGGUCCCGGGUGUUCUGGGUACUGAUAUCCCAAGCCCUCAUGGAAUUCCAGUCGACUUGUUGGAUCGCCUUGUCAUCAUUCGCACACUCCCUUACACCCCAGCGGAGAUGGUUCAGAUUUUGGCCAUCCGGGCACAGGUGGAGGGGUUAGUGGUGGAUGAAGAGAGCUUAGCGUAUCUUGGAGAAAUUGGAGAGCGUACAUCACUGAGACAUGUGGUACAACUGUUAACACCGGGAAGCAUAAUGGCAAAGUCAAAUGGAAGGGAGGAAAUUGAAAGGGGUGACCUUGAAGAGGUUGCAGAACUGUUCUUGGAUGCCAGAGCAUCAGCACGCCUGCUCGCGGAUCAAUCUGAUCGAUAUGUGUCGCAAUAGCACUUGCCUCAGUGCAGAUGUACACCCUUAUAUUUACAUGAACCCCCUUAGGAAGAAGAUCAGGAUUGCAGCCUCCAGAAU
This is a messenger RNA of Chara braunii, 1876 nucleotides long. NCBI's taxonomy places the organism in Eukaryota, Viridiplantae, Streptophyta, Charophyceae, Charales, Characeae. The record is from the annotation of a GenBank genome assembly.